This is a messenger RNA of Selaginella moellendorffii, 2456 nucleotides long. RefSeq lists its product as uncharacterized. The transcript is spliced from 3 exons. The record is from RefSeq and is a predicted model, not a curated record. NCBI's taxonomy places the organism in Eukaryota, Viridiplantae, Streptophyta, Lycopodiopsida, Selaginellales, Selaginellaceae. The coding region runs from base 87 to 1718 and encodes 543 amino acids.
UUGUAAAUGGCGCCAUCGCAUCGCCCAAAAUUUAGGGUUCUCCCAAGUUCCCGCGAAAGAUUCGAUCAUCCAUCUUUCGAGUAGAGAUGCGAGAGGACGACGUAGGGCGAAUCGUUCUCAGAGUUCAGCUGCACGAGCAUCGCCGCGGCAAACUCGCCCAGAUCCCGCUCCUCCUGGAGCUUGCAAGCCCCGAGCAGCGCCGUCCAGGCCACUGGAUCCGGAUGAAAUGGCAUUCUCGCGAUGAGAUCUCGCGCCUCGCUCAGCCUUCCAACGCGGGCCAGGAGAUCCACGAUGCAAACAUAGUGCUCCAUCGCCGGGCGGAUCGAGUAAUCCCUGGCGGAGGAGACGAAGAGAUCCCAGCUCGGAUCCAUCAGCCCGGCGUGGCUGAGCGCCCCAAGAACGAUCCGGAAGGUGAUCUCGUUGGGGUGGAAGCCGUCGAGAGUCAUGGCGGAGAGAGACGCCAUAGCCUCCUCGAUAUGCCCGUUCGUGGCAUACGCCGCGAUCAUCGAGUUCCAGCAGAUAUCGUUCUUGUCGAUCACUCCCGCGAAGAUCUCCACCGCGGCGGCCAAGCUCCCGAUCUUGCCGAGGAGAUUGAUCCGCGCGGUGUCCAGGCGGAUGUCGCCGCCAUGGUAUCCAAGGCAGCGCAGCUCCGCGAGAAGGAAGCGUCCCAUCUUGGCAGAGGAUUUGGAGAUGGUGCACGCGUCGAGAGUGCUCACGAAUGUCGCCCUGUUUGGGAAGACGCCCUCGAGAUCCAUCGUCCGGAAGAUCUCCAGCGCCUCCUCUCCAUGCCCGUUCUGGGCAUACGCUGCGAUCAUCGCGUUCCAGGCGAUGUCGUUGCGCUCCGGGAUUCGAUCAAACAGAUGCUUUGCUUGAUCGAGCUCCCCGGUUUGCGCGACCUCGGCGAAGAGCGCUGUCCAGGAGAUCACAUCACGUUCGGGCAUUCUCGAGAAGAGAUCUCUUGCGAGAGUAAGAUCUCCAUUCUUGGCAGCUGCCGAGAUCAUCGCGUUCCAGGAUACCAAUUCUCUGCGCUUCAUCGCGUGGAAGAUGGAUGUCGCGAGCUCCAGCCGCCGGUUCCUGCCAUAGGCCGUGAGGAGAGCGCUGCAAAUCUGGGGAUCUCCGAUCAGCCCAGCUUCCAGGAUGAUAGAGUGGAUCGAUCUCGCGUCGCGGAGGCAAUCGCAGGCCUCGAGAAUGCUGAUGAGCGCCACGCGAUCGGGCAUGACGCCGCCGAGGCACAUCGCCCGGAAGAGCUGGAUCGACUGCGCGUGAUGCCCAGCGAUGGUAUGUCCGGCGAUGAGCGCUGUCCAGGCGACGACAUCCGCCACUGGCAUCUUCUGGAACAGUUUCUUGGCUCGAUCGAGCGAUCCGGAAUUCGCAUGCGCCGUGAUCGUGGUGUUCAUGGCGAUCGAGCAGUGCUCCGGGAAUUUCUCGAGGAUGAUCUCCGCGGUGGACAGAUGCCCGUUCCGGGCAUAUGCCGUGACGAGCAUGUUCCAGGAGAAGACAUUGCGCUGCUCGAUACUUUCGAAUGUCGACCGCGCGUCCGCGACGCUGCCGCAGUUGCCAUACAUGAGGAUGAGGAAAUUGGAGAGGAAGGGAUCGAUGCGAUCGAAGGAUUUCUUGAGUUCCUCGUGGAAGCAUUUGCCCUCGAGCAGCGAUUUCGUGCGCGCGUAGUGCUGGAUCAAGGCUGCGCAAUCCGAGAUCCGGAGAGGGGGCGCGGCUAGAGUCCUGAGAUGAUUGAGCCGGCAGGGUAUUUGCUCGAGCAUUCAAGGCCGGGGAUUUUAGGGUUCUUGGAAGCGCCAUGGGGGAGACGGCGGCGCCGGGGAUAGUCGGUGAGAGCCGCGGCGGCGGCAAGGAAGUGAUCGUGAAACCAGCGGCAUUUGAGCUGGCCAAGGGAUGGCUCCAAAAGAUGAGCGGAGGAGACGAUUUUGACGCCGAGAAGGAUGACGACGCUUCCAUACCCGAGCCGGAGGCACGGCCAUUGCGACUGGGCCUAGGAGCGAAAUUCAUUCCUCACACUCAAGCAGCUCUUUCCAUCGCAUCGCCAGUGUCGAAGAGACUGCGAAAGCAAAUCGAGAAUGGCAAGCGAGAGUCCGAUCAGCUGGAAGCCGGCCCAGGCGAGAACGAAGCCGCCAAAGACGAAGAAGAAAGUAGAACGAACGCCUUCACCAAGAACAAAGUCCUCCAAAACCAAGCCAUGGACAUCCAAGCCACAACAACAAAGAAGAAGAAGAAGAAGAAAAAGAAGCAAAAGCUGCAAGAGUAGACUCAAGUUCCAGACAAUCUAUCCAAAGAACCAGUCUAUCUCCAAAGAUCUAGGAAGAACCGGAAGAUCAAGUCUAUCUCCGAGAUCUAGGAAGAACCGGAACAGUAACUCCUGGCUUGGGAUUCAUUGAAAAGGAAACAUGAUCCAGGUGGUGGCAAGCCUCACAACAGAGCUCGCUGGGAUCCCACCAUAGCCA